Thlaspi arvense is the source of this 642-nucleotide messenger RNA. Lineage: Eukaryota; Viridiplantae; Streptophyta; Magnoliopsida; Brassicales; Brassicaceae. The record is from the annotation of a GenBank genome assembly.
AUGUGUAUACCUUGCAAAUAUGCAAUGUGUGUUCUAGACGACAAUGCGCAAAGUCUUGUGAAGUAUGUAUCUGGCUAUUACUAUGCAAAUGUUAUGAAAGAUACAUAUAAGGAAAACAUGAAACCAGUGAAUGGUGAGAAGCUGUGGAUCAAAACAUGGAAAACUCCUGUUGGAAUUCCUGGGUUUCGCAAGCCGAGAGGGAGACCUAAAAACCGUGACAGAAAAAAGGAGCCUUUUGAAGAUCUGAAAAAUUCAGGAAAAGCAACUAGGCAUGGGAGAACACCUCAUUAUAGUAACUGUCUUAAGAUGGGACACAUUAAAAGCGGCUGUAAGAAUGAGAAGGUACCAAACCGUCCUACGAAGCCAAGAAAGAGGAAAACUCCACCUGUUAGCAGCUCUCAACCAGUACCGCCCACUGAAUCUUCACAACCAGUACCGCUCAAUGAAUCCUCUCAACCUCUACAGCCCAGUGAAUCAAAGUCUUCAUAUCCUGCUACAUCUAGUGCACCUGAGCCAACAACCUCAUCAACCCAACCAAUACCACAAGAGAAGAAGCCAAAACGUGGCCGGCCUUUGAAGAUUACAAAAACAGGUCCAAUUCCUCGAGGUUUUGGAUCUUUGUGGUGUCCAUACACGGAUUGA